CAAUUCUCCUAUAAAACCCUAAAUUCGAUUUCCCAAUCAAUUAGAUUUUCAUUCAUGAUGGAAGCUCUCAUUCUUUUUUUUUCAUCAAUUCCCAAUCUCCUUUCUUUCUUCAUCUUUUUCCUCAUCAUUUACCUCAUUGCAUACUUCCUCAUCUUCCCUUCAUGGAAACCUAAACUCCGUCCAGAAGCUUCCAGUUGCAUCAUCUCCUUCUUCCACGGCACACCCGCCGUAUUCCUCGCAAUCACUUCCCUACUCGCCGACCCCGCGCGUGACUUCCACUCUCCCAACACCCCUUUCCAAAACCUCGUCCUCGACUACAGCAUCGCUUAUUUCUUAAUGGACUUGACCCACUACCUCAUUUUCUACCCUAGUGAUGUUCUCUUCAUAGGACACCACGUGGCAACGUUAUUCGUGUUCGUCACGUGCCGGUACAUGGUGUACCAUGGCGCGUACGCGAUUCUUGUGCUUUUGAUUCUUGCUGAGGUUACUAGCUUUGUGCAGAACACGUGGACGCUUGCGAAUGCGAGGAAAGCUGACGUGGAGUUUGCUGCGAGAGUUUAUGGUUUGCUUUCACCUCCGUUUUAUGUUUUUUAUUCGUUGGUGAGAGGUAUUGCUGGACCCUAUUUUGUGUACAAGAUGAUUUCGUGUUAUAUUAGUGGGGCUGCUGAUAAUGUCAUACCUAGAUGGCUUUGGGUUUCUUGGGUUUUUGUUGUUGUUACUGCUAUUUCUGUUAGUAUAUUGUGGGUUUCUAAUAAUUGGGUUGAAUUGUAUAGAGAAAGGAGUAGGAAAUUUGAGAGGAAAGUUAGGUGAGUUAAAGAAUAUUGUGGUUUACAGAUUACUUGUAUUGUUUGAUUGGAUGAUAUAUUGAAAAAGAUUCAAUCUUUCAUUGUC
Molecule: messenger RNA, 891 nt
Organism: Lycium ferocissimum
Lineage: Eukaryota; Viridiplantae; Streptophyta; Magnoliopsida; Solanales; Solanaceae
Product: TLC domain-containing protein At5g14285
Exons: 1
Coding region: 55-810 (251 amino acids)
Cellular component (GO): membrane
Source: RefSeq, a predicted model, not a curated record